Calypte anna (Anna's hummingbird) is the source of this 1965-nucleotide messenger RNA. It is a transcript of the gene LRIT3, whose product is annotated as leucine rich repeat, Ig-like and transmembrane domains 3. Bases 1 to 1965 code for a protein of 654 amino acids. The record is from RefSeq and is a predicted model, not a curated record. NCBI's taxonomy places the organism in Eukaryota, Metazoa, Chordata, Aves, Apodiformes, Trochilidae. The transcript has 5 exons. Gene Ontology annotation, molecular function: protein binding.
AUGUAUCUGUGUGUGUAUUUCUACCUCCUAAUGAGCUUUUUUGAAGCAGUGUGUGGUUUCUGUCCUUCACAAUGCACUUGCGUUUACCAUGGCAGAAGUGAUGGCACUGGAACAAGGUCUGUGCUCUGUAAUGAUCCUGACAUGUACGAGAUCCCUGUGAAUGUUCCUGUGGAUACAGGAAAGCUUCGUAUAGAGAAAACCGUCAUACGGAGGAUUCCCACUGAAGCCUUUUACUACCUGGUAGAUCUCAAAUACCUGUGGCUGGCUUACAACUGCAUAGCCAACAUUGACAUCAGCAGUUUCUAUAACUUGAAACUACUGCAUGAGCUACGCCUGGAUGGUAACCUGCUCUCCACUUUCCCUUGGGAAUCCCUGGCUGAGAUGCCCAACCUCAGGACUCUUGACUUACACAACAAUAAAGUCACCAGCAUUCCUGCUGAUGCUGGAAGGUACAUGAGGAACCUCACCUACCUGGACAUAUCCAGCAACAAGCUCACCACCUUGCCGUCAGACCUGAUGGAUAUUUGGCCCCCCUUCUCAGAAGCUGUUCUGUCCAAGAACACAGACAUUGUGGCUAGCCAGAGAGUCAUUUUGGGUCUGCAGGACAACCCGUGGUUUUGUGACUGCCGCAUUUCCAAGCUAAUUGAAUUUUCCAAAAUCGUGGACAACUCGCUCAUACUUCUUGACCCUCUGGUUUCGUGUAGUGGACCUGAGAGCCUGGCAGGAAUCUUGUUCCAGAGGGCUGAGCUAGAGCAGUGUCUGAAACCAUCCGUGAUGACAUCGGCGACAAAAAUCACCUCCCCGCUCGGAAGCAACGUCCUGCUGCGCUGUGAUGCCACGGGGUACCCAACACCACAGCUUACUUGGACUAGGUCAGACAAUAUACCAGUGAACUAUACAGUAAUUCAAGAAACACCUGGAGAGGGUGUCAGAUGGUCCAUAAUAAGCUUGACAGGGAUUUCAUACAAAGAUGCAGGAGAAUACAGAUGUAAAGCCAAGAACUUAGCAGGAAUGUCAGAAGCUGCUGUCACUGUCACAGUGGUUGGUGUAGUUACUACAACUCUGUCACCACAGAAGUAUGGGAGGAAACAAGAGGCAGAGAGGCAGAAUACCACUCAGGAGGAACCCAAGGAGGAGCCUGAGAGGACAACCACACCUCUUCCUACUACAUCAACCACCACAGUACUGGUCAGCACUGAAAGAUCCACGAGCACUCGGGUUCCUGAGAAGAAGCAGCCCAGACCCGUGCUCAAUGGAAAGAAGAAUUCAAAGGCAGUGACAAAUGGAAACAAAAAGCAGACUGGGGAAUUAAACCAGAAGGGUGGGGAAACUUCGUUGAAUACCACAGAUGUGGCUGAGCAAGAUGUUACUGUGAAGGACCUAAGAGUGAUCAGUGAAACUGAUGAAAGAGUGACCUUAACUUGGAAAGUUGUCAAUGCCACAAGCAGCUCUGAAGUGACCGUGUUAUACUCAAAGUAUGGUGACAAAGAUAUGUUGCCUCUCAGCACUGAUUCUAGCAAAACCAGAAUCACCAUUGAUGGUUUGAAUCCUGGUACUCAAUAUAUGGCAUGUGUCUCACCAAAAGGAGUGCCACCUACCAAAGAGCAGUGUGUUAUUUUCUCCACUGACAGCCUCAAUGAUGAAAGCAGCUCUGAGUUCUCUCUUCUGAUAUUGGUCAGCAGUGCAGCCUGCGUGGUUUUUUUACCUUUGAUAAUUUUCUUACUCUACAAAGUUUUAAAACUUCACGUGAAGCCCAGGACUGCAAAGGAAGCUGAGCUUGCAAGAGAGACCUAUGUGAAAUUUGAAACUCUCUCUCUGAAGCCUCGGGCAAUGAAUGCAGGAGAGCAGCUUUGGGCCAGGAGGUAUACGGAUGAGUCAGAAAGACUUCUUCUUUGUUCUAGGGCAAGCAUGGAUUCACAAAUGACCUUCAAAAGUGAGGGCUCUAGGUCUGAAUAUCUGUGUUGA